AUGCGCAACUGCAAAGACGACAUAGACAAGAGAUCUGCUCCAGACGUAUAUUCUGUUCCACUAAGGGACCGUAGAUUUCAAAGAGACCUUGUAUAUAUCAGCAUCCCCAAGGAAUACGAGGCUCACAUACAGGGGUAUGCUGAUGAUACGGUUCUAUUGCUCAGCCAUGUGAACAAUGAAGUCCUCCAGGAAAGGAUAAACAAUACACUGAAGCUCAUAUCUAACUGGUGUGAAAAAACUAAGCUAAUAAUUAAUUAUAAGAAAUGUGAAGUGAUUGUUUUCCCGAAAGGGAACAUCCUUAAGAAAGGUCCUAGCAUUAAGAUCAACAACAUCAAGAUAAAGAAUCACACGGCUGUUAAAUAUUUGGGCAUAGUUAUGGACCAGAAACUGAACUGGACAGACCAUGUUCACUAUGUCUAUGAGAAAGCAACGAAAACUGCCCAGGCCCUAAAAACUAUUUGCAGGAACCGGUGGGGUUAUGGCCCUUUGACAAGCAGGACUCUCUAUAUAGCGGCAAUUGAGCCUAUCAUCACAUACGGAGCAGAAAUUUGGGGCUCAGCGGCCACCAGAGUACAUAUUCGUAGGAAGCUCCUGUCAAUCCAAAGGCUGUUAGGUAUCAAUGCUGCCAAAGCAUACAAGACAGCCCCCACUGAGGCCCUUCUUGUAAUUAACCGGACUUUGCCCAUUGACCUAAAGGUCAAAGAAAUUUUCUUAAAAUAUAAUCUCGACAAAGUGGCCAAGAAAGAGACCAGCCUUGAGCAUUUUAACAACAUAAUAGCAAAAGAGAAGCACUGUGAGGAUAUCAAUUCUCUUGCGGAGCUUCUCAUCUCCAAUGGUUUUGACAAGCAUUAUGACUACUACCCCAUCCACCCCAGUUUUGUCCCAUCUUACAGCCUCGACAACAGCUACAAUGAGAACCACAACAUCCAUAUUUAUACUGACGGGUCCAAGGCUCCUGAGGGGGUGGGCUGUGCGGUCGUAAUCUACAAGGACCAGCAGUGCCUAUAUCAGGCAUGCAGGAAAUUAGCUCCGCACUGUACCAACAAUCAGGCGGAGUCUCUUGCCAUCUACCUUGCCAUAGAUUGGAUUCUAUCUAAUCAACACAACUGGAAGAAUCACAGCUACGGAAUAUUUAGUGACAGCAGGAUAGCAAUCCAACAGAUCAUUAAACUUAACUCCACCCUCCCCAUUGUUAAUGACAGCAUCCGCAAGCUUCAAGAACUUACGGCUCUUAACAUCAGGGUGGACUUUCAUUGGAUCAAGGGUCAUUCAGGGAUCACGGGGAACGAGCGGGCUGAUCUUCUUGCUCGGAAAGCACGUACUUUGGCCUCCACCACUUCUUACACUGGCAUCAGCAAAAACUACGUCAGGAAUGAGAUACACAAGAUUAUCCUCAAGCUCUGGCAGUCCCGCUGGGAUAAUGGGGACACGGGAAGGCUCACCCAUAGCUUUUUCCCAUCUCCCACCGACAGUAUGCACGACCCACGCUACACCACCUUCCAGCUUACUCAACUCCUUACAGGUCACGGGAAUUUAAACUCCUACCUCAAGAGGUUUCUCAAUAAGACUGACGGUCAGUGUAACUGCGACCUGAAGGAAGAGGAAGAGCCUGUGCACGUUAUCUUCCACUGCCCUUUCCACAUUACUCAUCGUAAGAAACUGGCAGAGACUGUUCAGGCAAAUGGGUUCAACUGGCCUUGCACUCUCAAAGACUUCACUAUUGAUAAGAACAAUUUCAAGGCCCUGAAGAAAUUUGCAGCUGAUAUCAAGAAGCUCUACUAG
This is a messenger RNA of Centruroides sculpturatus (bark scorpion), 1782 nucleotides long. RefSeq lists its product as uncharacterized. The coding region runs from base 1 to 1782 and encodes 593 amino acids. The transcript has a single exon. Gene Ontology annotation, molecular function: RNA-DNA hybrid ribonuclease activity; nucleic acid binding. NCBI's taxonomy places the organism in Eukaryota, Metazoa, Arthropoda, Arachnida, Scorpiones, Buthidae. Gene Ontology annotation, biological process: DNA replication, removal of RNA primer. The record is from RefSeq and is a predicted model, not a curated record.